GCCAUUCCCACUUCAGCAGAAAGAUGGAAAGGGUAGUAUUCUUGUUGGUCUUGGCGUCAGCCUGUAGUGUCCUGGCACAGUCCACUUACUACAGCUCAUACUAUGGACUGAAACUAACCCAAGCUGAUGUCGACCAGUACACCUCCAACGGUACCUUGGCAAACUGUACCAACCUGAUCGCGCCGUGUGACCCUAACGAGCCCAGACGUAUUGAUGGAACAUGCAACAAUUUGAACUUCCCAUCCUAUGGAGCCACACGCACUCCAUACUACAGAAUCUUGCCAGCCACAUACUACAAACCCAGCAGCACAGUCUUUGACCCACAGAGGACUAAAUCUGGCAAGGAACCUCAAUUGGCUCGUAAGGUCCGAACCUCCUUCUUUGCUGAAGGUCGUGUAGAUGAUGAAGUCCUGGCCAGCGGCACCACUCACUUCUUGGUCUUCUUUGCUACUGAUAUCACCAACACUCGUGAUACAACUAACUAUGUGUCUUGGAGGACAUACUGUUGUAAGCCGGAAGGUGCGGCCGACACCGCUUGCGCGCCUAACUUAGUUCCCGAGACUGACUACGUGCACCGCUUCUCUGGUAUUCGGUGCUUGAACAUGACCAGACCUCUGACCUUCCAAACUUCUGGAUGUCUUCCUCCUACCACUACACCUUUGAGAAUCGUAGAUGCAACCCCAACUCACGAUUUGUCCCCUGUGUACGGAAACGUGGCUGAACCAGCCAGACGUACCUUCUCUGGAGGAAAGCUGAAAACUGUUGAGGUCAACAACAGGUCAUUCCCAGACACAUCCAGCAUCGGUCUUCUCCUCGGCAUCAACUUCUUCGGUAUCAUCUUCUUCUGGAGGCACCACAACUUCAUUGCCACUCAGCUGGCCGCCGUCAACCCAACAUGGACCGAUGAGCAAUUAUUCGCAACCGCCCGGGAAAUUAACAUCGCCUACGGAAACCAAUUGUUACAUUACGAGCUUUUACCGCUAUUCAUGGGUCAUGACUACAUGGUAAAGAGGGGUAUCAUUCAAACCGGCGCCGGAUUCAGAGAAACUUACAAAGAAACCUUGAAACCACAAAUAUCAUUGGAGUAUCCAGUUGUAUUGAGAUGGUUGCAUACUCUACAAGACGGAGACCUCAGAAUGUACUACACCAAUGGAACUUUACACUCAACGUUCCCUGUCGUGGACCUCACUUCAAACACUGAUUUCCUGAAAGAAGGCGAUAACAUGGACUACGUCACUCAAGGAUGCUUCAGACAACCAACUGCGAACUCCAAAGACUACAUCGUCGAUCCCGAUAUCGUAGAAAGAGGCCUUGGAAGACUGCAGCAGUCAAAUGACAUCAUGACCAAUGAUUUAGCCAAGAAUCGUUACUUCGGCUUCCAAAGUUAUAUUCACUACAGAGAACAUUGCUUCAAACAAAAGAUUACCACAUUUGAUGAUUUAAUUGGCAUCGUUGAUACAGUGAGAAUUACUCAACUGAAAGCAUUAUACGAGGAUGUCGCGGACAUUGAACUCUUGGCUGGUCUGUGGGUUGAGAAGCAGGCAGCCGGCACUCAUGUGCCUCCUACAUUCGCUUGCCUUGUCGGCGAUCAGCUGAAACAUUCCAUCCACUCUGACCGCCAUUGGUAUGAGAGACAAAACAGACCCAAUGCUUUCAAUGCUGCACAACUGGCUGAAAUCAGGAAAGCUAAAGUAGCACGUAUGUUGUGUGACAUCGGAGAUGCCGUGACUGUGAUACAGGGUCGUGCCUUCGAGUUGCCGUCAAUCGACAACCCGAUGGUCAGUUGCAAAGACAUCCCUGCAAUCGACUUCACUAAAUGGAAAGCUUAAAACUUAUACAAAUUCUACAAUUAUAACACAACCUAGCCACAAUAAACCUAUGAUAAGAAGAUCAGUGAUAAAUAGAAAAUUUUGUUCAGAUUCCAGGACGGAACAAAGAAUGUUAUACACCGUAUUAGACAUAACAUUACCUCCUAUUGAUACAAUAAUGGAAAUAUAUGACUGAGUAUUUUAUUUGUUUU
Messenger RNA from Trichoplusia ni (cabbage looper), 2020 nucleotides. RefSeq names its product peroxidase-like. The record is from RefSeq and is a predicted model, not a curated record. The transcript is spliced from 12 exons. Bases 24 to 1829 code for a protein of 601 amino acids. Lineage: Eukaryota; Metazoa; Arthropoda; Insecta; Lepidoptera; Noctuidae. Gene Ontology annotation, molecular function: peroxidase activity; heme binding. Gene Ontology annotation, biological process: response to oxidative stress.